Messenger RNA from Linum trigynum, 630 nucleotides. The record is from the annotation of a GenBank genome assembly. NCBI's taxonomy places the organism in Eukaryota, Viridiplantae, Streptophyta, Magnoliopsida, Malpighiales, Linaceae.
AUGGACAAAAGAACAACGACCAGUCGCGUUCCGAACUGGCGAUUUCGAAAGAAGCAAUCACGAUCCGACGAUGGGGGCCAAGUAGCCAUCGCGGAGACGCCCAGGUCGGGAAAAAAAUCAGGAGCCGCAGCCGUUCGUAACGACCAAAAUCCAAACGACCGCAAAAUCAGAGUCCCGAUCGAGGUCGGCAAGGCUUUGCAUCACCGUCGCUCGAUGCAAAGAAGAGAUGGAGCAGGGUGGCCGAGUCCCUUCGUCCGUGUCGCGAGUCUGGCUGAGGGGUCAUCAGUCGGCGGCAACUCCCACCGGGAUGACGAUGAUCGGAAGCAAAGAGAAGGUGAGCUGGGCGGCAGCUCUGGUUGCAUCGAUGAAGUAAACGUCGCAGAAAGACUCGCUGGGAAAGGAGACGAAGAAGGGAGAGGACAAUGUCCUGGGCGCGGAAACAAAGAGCGCCAGGUCACGCCAGCCUUCCAUCUUCGGAAGGGUCUCACCGUCGGAGACAGAUUGAAGCCAACAACGGACCUGAUCUGGUCGUCGUGUCCCCAGCUUGGCGGGUCAUCGUCGAGAAAGAAACUACCAACGACGAGUCGCGUCAAAGGAGAAGAAGGUCGCGCGAUCGACAACGGUCAAUGA